Messenger RNA from Nannizzia gypsea CBS 118893, 483 nucleotides. RefSeq lists its product as hypothetical. The coding region runs from base 1 to 483 and encodes 160 amino acids. Gene Ontology annotation, molecular function: carbon-sulfur lyase activity. The transcript has 2 exons. The record is from RefSeq and is a predicted model, not a curated record. Lineage: Eukaryota; Fungi; Ascomycota; Eurotiomycetes; Onygenales; Arthrodermataceae.
AUGUCCAGCAAAAUACCAGAUACGCUCACCGGGGGAUGUCUAUGCAAGGAGAUCCAAUACACCAUUGAGAUCCCAAAGGAUAUCUCCUGGCCUCCAGAUCCUCACACCUGCUGGUGUACACAGUGCCGCAAAGCAACCGGCUCUAUCAUCCUUCACUUCAUCACAUUCCAUCCAUCCACCGUGAAAUGGAACGGAACGCCCGCUGAGUUCGUAUCCAGCGCCCAAGGACGCCGCGGAUUCUGUUCAAAGUGUGGAACAAGUCUGUACUUUAGAGACAUAGGACUACCAGCUGAGAUUGAGAUAUGCUCCGGCACGCUUGACGAAGAGAUACUAGAGAACCCUCAGCUAGCAAAGGACCUAUGUGAUCCGAGCUGUGGGCGUUUCUGGUGCAAGAGGGAGAUCAAAAGUACCAUCUACGAGAAUUCUGCUGGCAAACGAUGGCUAGAGGGAAGCAAGUCGCGGCUCAUGUACGAUGGAGAGUAG